UCCUCCUCCAUAACCACUUUCUUUUUUUCUUUUCCUCUUUUGAUCCUCCGUCAACAAUCCUCAUUUCUAUUGAUCACCAUCACUCUCAUUUCUCCAUUCCGCUCCCCCGGGCGCCCGCGCGUGCGCCCACCGCAAUGGCUCGUAUAGGCGUCAUUGUAUCACCCCGUUUACGCGCAUCCACCCUUCUCCUAACCAUCUUGAUCCUUUUCUCGGCGUCCUUCGGAGACUCCGAAAGCGACGUCCUCGUCAAGUUUAAGGAUUCCCUCAAGAACAAUGGCGCACUCUCCAAUUGGCACCCCGGCACGCCCCCCUGCAACGGCGACGCCGAGAAUUGGGUCGGCCUGUUGUGCGAGCAGGGCACCGUCUGGGGGCUUCGCCUUGAGAAUAUGGGCCUCGAAGGCACCAUCGACGUCGACACUCUCACUAAAAUGCCUAAGCUCAGAGUUUUGAGCCUUGUCAAUAACAAUUUCAAUGGCCCUUUGCCUGAGGUGAAGAAACUUCACAGUCUUAAAGCUGUUUUCCUGUCUAACAAUAAAUUCUCCGGCGAGAUACCGCCUGAUUUCUUCGCCGGAAUGUUGGCUUUGAAGAAGGUUCAUCUGGCUAAUAACCAGCUCUCCGGGGAGAUCCCUGUGUCAUUGUCGACAUUGCCGCGGCUUAUGGAGGUGACGCUUCAGAACAACGAGUUCACCGGAUUGAUUCCGCCGUUCCCUCCCGGUAGAAUCAAGACGAUCGACUUGUCAAAUAAUAAGCUCCAGGGCGAGGUCCCUCGCGGCCUCAGCCAGUUGCCAGCGUCGGGGUUUGAAGGUAACUUGGACUUAUGCGGCGCUCCCCUGAAAUCGUGCACGGCGCCGAACAAACUCUCCGUCGGGACCAUCGUUACUGUCGUGAUACUUCUGGUUUUAACGUCGGCAGCUCUCGUAGCCGUCGUCGUCAUCCUUCUACGUCGCCGGAGUCCCGCCGGGCAGCAGGCGGAGGCGGGAUCAGUGGGGUCCAGGGCAGCUCCGGCCAUGAGACAGGGCAAUCAAAAGGCUGCGGAUUUAGACAAGAUGGAAAAAGGCGCGGUGGCGGCGCCGCCGCCGCCGUCAAAGUCGUCUCCCGGAAAGAAGCAGAGCAGCCAGGCAAAGAAAUCAGAGCACAAUAUGAAGAUCACGUUCCUGAAAGAAGACGGCCUGAAAUUCGACAUGUCGGAUCUGCUGAAGGCGUCGGCGGAGGUGCUCGGCAGCGGCGUCUUCGGGUCGACCUACAAGGCCGACCUCGGCAACGGCGAGGUCGUCGUCGUCAAGAGAUUCAAGCACAUGAGCAACGUCAAUAAACAGGAUUUCUCCGAGCACAUGCGCCGCCUCGGCCGCCUGAGCCACCAGAAUCUCCUCCCCAUCUCCGGCUACUAUUACCGGAAAGAGGAGAAGCUCUUCGUCACCGACUAUGUCGACAAUUUCAGCCUCGCUUUCCAUCUCCACGCCGGAAACACGCCGUCGCGGACGCAAUCGCCGCUGAACUGGCCGGCGCGCCUGAAAAUCGUGAAAGGCGUGGCGAAAGGGCUGCAGUAUUUAUACAACGAGCUGCCGAGCCUGACGGCGCCGCACGGCCAUUUGAAGUCGUCGAACGUGCUUCUAGAUGGUUCCAACAACCCUCUGCUGAACGACUACUGUCUGGUGCCGAUCGUGAACCGGGAGGAGGCGCAGCAGCACAUUAUCUCGUACAAGUCGCCGGAGUUCCGACAGAGCGGGAGGAUAACGAAGAAGACGGACGUGUGGAGCCUGGGGAUUCUGAUAAUCGAAAUCCUGACAGGGAAGUUCCCGCCGGAUUUCCUGCAGGACAACAAGGGCGGGAGCGAGGCGGACGUGGCGGCGUGGGUGGAGUCGGUGGUCGGAGAGGAGCCGACGGCGGAGGUUUUCGACAAGACGAUCGGGAAGGCGAAGAGGUGCGAUGCGGAGAUGAUGAAGCUGCUGAAAUUAGGGCUGGAAUUGUGCCAGGUGGAUGUGGAGCUGAGGCCGGACAUACUGGAGGCCGUCGAGAAGAUCGAGGAGAUUAAGGAAGAAUGAGUGAGUGAGUAGGUCGGAUCGGAAGUGCAACGGCGUUUGUUGUCGUAAUCUGUAUAUGAUCUGAUGAUAGACGAAGAUGAUGAUGAUGAUGAUGAUGGUAACAGUCGUCGGAUCAUUUGGAGAGAGUGAAAAUAUAUAUAUAUUUAUAUAUAGAGAGAGAGAGGGAGGGAGACGAGAUCCAGCAGUUGUUUCGAUGCGAGGUUU
Messenger RNA from Andrographis paniculata, 2246 nucleotides. Its product is annotated as probable LRR receptor-like serine/threonine-protein kinase At4g31250. Gene Ontology annotation, biological process: protein phosphorylation. Gene Ontology annotation, molecular function: ATP binding; protein kinase activity; protein binding. NCBI's taxonomy places the organism in Eukaryota, Viridiplantae, Streptophyta, Magnoliopsida, Lamiales, Acanthaceae. The transcript has 3 exons. Bases 135 to 2042 code for a protein of 635 amino acids. The record is from RefSeq and is a predicted model, not a curated record.